Messenger RNA from Rana temporaria (common frog), 3775 nucleotides. It is a transcript of the gene TMEM87A, whose product is annotated as transmembrane protein 87A. Lineage: Eukaryota; Metazoa; Chordata; Amphibia; Anura; Ranidae. Gene Ontology annotation, biological process: retrograde transport, endosome to Golgi. Gene Ontology annotation, cellular component: Golgi apparatus; Golgi cisterna membrane. The record is from RefSeq and is a predicted model, not a curated record.
GGGUCACGUGAUGGUGAUGUUGCAGGAAGUGACACGCUGGACCCGGUUCCGGUGUCGGGAUGGCGCUGGCAGGGAGACGGCGGUGUAGCUGGCUGUGUGUGGCUGUCAUAGUGACCGGAUCGUUCCUUCUCAGCCGGGCGGAGAACGCCGAACCUUCCCUAUGGAGGGUCCCCCUGUCCCCGAAUGGUACAAAUUUCACCUUUGGGAAGAUUCUGUUUAAUGACUCUAUCAUCUUUCUCAGUGUGGAAGGUAAGCAGAGUCCCUGCAGCAAUUUUACAGUAAACUGGUACCUGCGACAUUGCAACUGUUACAAUGAAAUCUCUGGUAUUGGGGAGGAGCAUAUCAAGAAUUAUCUUGAUAAUCCCGACAAAGUUAUUCGUACUGGUCUGACCGGGUCUUUUACCAAACAAUCUAGUCAAGUGUCGUCCUGUGGGACAAAGCGGCAGGUCCAGUGCAAGGAGAGCUUCCCAAUAAUAAUAGAGGAGAAUUCUUCUGAGAAAAAAGAAAUAGUUAAUGCUACCGUAUGUCCGUCUGUAAUGAACAAUACGCAUGCAGCAGUGAAGACAUGGCAGAACGGGCCAUACAUCUUUAUUGUCAGUGUGAACUUCUCGGCACCACCGACUCCAGAUCUUUCCUCGAAGUCUGGACAGCCCACAAAUCCAGCUGUGACUGCUAUCGCUGAUGAAUUUUCCUUAGUCUUGAAAGUUGAAGUGAAAGGCCCCUAUGAAUACCUAUCACUUGCGGAUUAUCCCCGCAUGAUUUUUUUCAUGGUGAUGUGCAUUGUGUACGUUUUAUUUGGGGUCCUGUGGCUGACCUGGUCAGUUUGUUAUUGGAGGGACUUGCUGCGAAUCCAGUUCUGGGUGGGAGCUGUGAUCCUGCUAGGGAUGCUGGAGAAAGCUGUAUUCUAUGCUGAGUUCCAGAACAUCCGCUACCAUGGAGAAUCAGUGCAGGGAGCUGUCAUUUUGGGAGAACUGCUGUCAGCUGUGAAGAGAUCCUUGGCACGGAUACUUGUCAUCAUAGUAAGCCUGGGUUACGGCAUUGUCAAACCCCGUCUUGGUGCCACACUGCAUAAGGUUGUCAUGGCUGGAGUCCUUUACCUCCUUUUCUCUGGUAUGGAAGGUGUGCUGAGGGUCUCGGGGGCACAGUCUGAUCUCGCCUCCCUGGCCUUUAUUCCUCUGGCUUUUCUUGACACUGCCUUAUGUUGGUGGAUCUUCAUUAGCCUGACACAGACCAUGAAGCUGCUGAGGCUACGAAGGAAUGUGGUCAAGCUGUCUCUUUACAGACACUUCACAAAUACACUUAUCCUGGCUGUAGUAGCAUCAAUUGUAUUUAUUGUCUGGACCACUAUGAAGUUCCGCCUCGUAGAUUGCCAAUCAGAUUGGCAGGAGCUCUGGGUAGAUGAUGCUAUAUGGCGCCUUCUCUUCUCCAUGAUCCUGUUUGUUAUAAUGGUCCUUUGGAGGCCAUCUGCAAAUAGUCAGAGGUUUGCAUUUUCUCCACUCACUGAGGAAGACGAGGAUGAUGAACAGAAGGAGCCAAUGUUAAAAGAAAGCUUUGAGGGAAUGAAAAUGAGAAGUUCAAAACCAGAAACAAAUGGCAACACAAAAGUUUCCAAAGCUGAGGAGGAUUUGAAAUGGGUGGAAGAGAACAUCCCUUCUUCAGUCACUGAUGUGGCUCUUCCAGCAUUACUGGAUUCAGAUGAGGAACGAAUGAUAACACAUUUUGAAAGAUCCAAAAUGGAGUGAAGAUGAAGAGGUCAAAGAAACAGGGUGCACUAAAUGAGUGAGGAAUAAAGAAUGCUAAAUGCUUCCGAUCAUUUGCCCUGCUAUUGGAAAGUAAAGAGAUUGGUCUCCAAGACAAAGCCUUACCUCCAAAUGAAUCCAUCUUUCAAAACCUAAUAUAAGAAAGGUCAAGAACAUUCCCCAAAAUCAUAUAUUGCCCCUCAUGCAGGACUUUAAAAUAAGAAGCAUUUCACUCAGUGUCCAUAUUCUACGGAGUUUUACAUAAGAUUGACAUCAAACUCCAGUAAGAGUGAUCUGAGCCCUUCUGCUCAGCGGUGGGCUAUGGACGAUCCUGCACUUUAGUUUUGCUUAUGUUUAAUGAAAAUCAAUAAGAGGCAUGCAUUGCUGUCUCUACAUUUAGGUGGUUGACUGAUUGGGGUGAAAGCAGUGUGGGACAAUAGUAUUUUACUUGUGCUUUAUUCUGGGAAAUUUUGUUUACAAACCAAUGCUUGAGCUUUUGUUCUAAGUUAGAUUUUUUGUUUUUAUAUGCAGUAUAAAUAUAAUUUACAGGCCGAUGGAGCUGUUGUCCAGUUUAUCCAGUAACGCCAUGAGCAAUUGAUUGAGUUUACAAAGAUCUUUUUUAGUAAUGGGAAACUGUGAGCACAGUAAUUGAAGAACAUGUGCAUGACAUUAAGACCGUAUUCCCACCGUAAACUCUGAAGCAGCAGUUUUGUUAUGUAUAUGGUUUAGACCUGGAUGUGGCAAAGGAUCUUGUGCAUCACCGAUAAUAAAUCUGUGGAUCUGGUCUUCAGAAAAACAGUUACGGUUUUAAACGUCAAUAUGUAAACAAAAACAUUGUCUUCUAGGUUAAAAAAAAAAACAGGGCAAAGAGUAGCCGUGUGCAGGAACUCCGAAAAACCGAUCAGAUUUCGCCAUUUAUUUGGGCAGACAGAAUAAUACAAAAUGAUUGUUUGGGUGCAGUGGAUUGUAGCAGUGUUCAUAGUCUCCUUACCCAGAUAAAAAACACACUUCAAUAUGUCAGUUUUAAAAAUGGCCUUCCAACAUAAAACUGACAACCCUUUCUGUGAAAAAGCAAGUUUUUGGUGUGUCUGGCUGUCAGUGACCAGUAAUAUCUGAUGGGAUAUGCUCUGUGUAAGUCAGAGCAAGGAAAAAGGCUAAGCUUCUAUGAUGUUAGGAACUUCCCCUGUUCUGCUCUUUGUAUGAUAAAAUGGAGAGGAUCAGGAACAACUUGAGAGUGUCAAAUGCUUAUUGGGUGCUUACCCAUUGCCAAAUUAGUAAAUUUGACAACUCUUCGUAUUUGAACAUUUUCUGAUCCACUCAAGUGAACGCAUUGGGCCUCAUGUAUGAACGACGCGACUGAAGAACAGGUAGAGGCUAGUCAGCUGCACAUUUGUUUAUAGAACCUUCCCUAGCAACAGGAAAGUGAUAAACCGAUUGGUUGAAGGGAGACAAAGAUUGUUCUUUAAUCAGAUGUCAUAUUGGCAGCUGUCCAUUUAAAGCCGGCCAUAGACGAUUCAAAUCCCGGACAGAUUUUUAAAGCAAACUUUUCACAAAGCAAAUUUUGUGACUUCCAGGCCAUAUACUAGUUCAAAGCUGUGAAACGAACCCCAUUUGGAUUCAAUACAAGGGACGUCCCUGUUCUGCAAGUAUUUUGCAGUCCAGAAUUUGAAGAAUUGCUGCUUUCAUCUGAGUCUUUUAUUACAGGUAAUUUUAGUUUGUUACAGAAGCACCUAGCGAUUUGCUUUUUCACCUCUGUUAUUCUCUAACACUUCACUGGCAGUUCUCAGAUCCCUUACCUGAAAACAAGCAAGUGUCAAACACUGGACCAUACAGUAAGCAGCUCAUUGUGCUCAGUCUGAGAGGUUUUAUUUAUAAGGUGUGAUGGAGAGUUCCAGAACAUCACGUGGACUGUGCAGCAAUUUCAUUGUAUGCAAUUACUUUUUUUCUUUUUUGUCAUUUGCGGUUUGAUUGACAUGUUUGUGCUUUCUAAGUAAGAUGUAUUUGUCCUUUUUUAAGAAUAAAUAACUUAAAAUGUG